Molecule: messenger RNA, 3507 nt
Organism: Pongo pygmaeus (Bornean orangutan)
Lineage: Eukaryota; Metazoa; Chordata; Mammalia; Primates; Hominidae
Gene: TOM1L1
Product: target of myb1 like 1 membrane trafficking protein
Exons: 17
Coding region: 1349-2779 (476 amino acids)
Biological process (GO): signal transduction
Cellular component (GO): endosome; membrane
Molecular function (GO): ubiquitin binding; phosphatidylinositol binding; clathrin binding
Source: RefSeq, a predicted model, not a curated record
AGCAGAGGCUGUAGUGAUGACUAAGGAAGUUGAUAAAUGGCAAUAUCUGAAAUAGCUACUCGCCCUGAAUAGGCAGGUGGAGAAUAUUAGUUACACGUGGGACAAAUCCCAUUAUGAGACAUAUCAUCACAACAAGAAUAUUUCAUUCUAGAUUUUAGAAUCCCAGGUUUUGGCUCACUUUGGUCAAGAAACAUUAUAAAUAAUUGAGUUAGAGACAAUUAAAUGUUAGCCUCUUGGAGUGCAUGGCAAUUGGUUUUGACCUCCAUACUAAAAUUCACAAGACCACGGACAUAAGUCAAAACAGGUCCCCUUCGUCUCCCUAGUCACCAUCUCCGGGGCUAAAAAACAGACUUGAAAUGGGUGCCAGUUAGACUACAGGAAACAGGAUCUACAAGCACCAGGAGCUCAUCUAUGGCUAUCUGACAUCGCCUGGGGACACCUCACUCUCUGGCAGGCUCCUGCUGGCUGGAGAUUGUUAACAUCGCCAAUCAGAUGUUAAUUGAAUGCAAAGGAAUAGGAAAUAAAUUAUGGUUCUGAAGGGGCAGCUGGAAAGGUGCUGGGCUUCUCAGACUCGGACCUACAUUCCAAAGCAGGCCUAAAGCCAAGCAUACUCCUUGCCAGAGGAAACGGAAAGCCCCUCUCCCAUUUUCAGAAUCAGGCUGGAAAACACGGCUCCCAGAAGGUAGGGUUAGAAAACAAGAGCUUGCGUGGCGGCGCCCUGUGAUCCCUCGAGGAAAUAGGAGAGAGACAAAGAGGGCCUGCUCCUGGGAAGCCCUAAAUUCGAAGCCAAUCCUUCCUCCUAGAUAUGACUACAACUUUAAAGAGCAGAGCGCACACCUCCCCUCCCGGAUCUCUAGGGCAAAGGCAGGUUCGAGGGGCAGCCAAAGAGGCGCAGAGAAGAGUGACAAUGUGCCCAGCAAGCGGCGGGAUCAAAGCCUGGGUCUCUAAUUCCCAGGCUGGAGAUUCUGGGCUGCCUGCUCCUCCUGCACGGGGCGAAAAGCCCACCUGAGAUCCGAGCGGGCGGCCGCCCCACUCUCGCAGGCUCCAUACACCCGCCACUACCCGCCUGUACCACCUGCAGCCGGCAACGCAGCCUCCUCGCCGGUCCCGCAGGGCGCGCUGCAGGUGCGCGGGGCGUCCCGAAGCCCCGCCCUCGCGUCCCUGCCCAGCGCCCAGCUCCUCACGCUCGGUGCCCGCGCCCCGCAGCGGCAGCGCAGAACGCAGCGCCUCCGCCAGAGCCCGGGAAGCGCUCGGGCGAAGAGGAGGAGCCAAGGGUACCGAGCGGGUGGAGUCGGGAGCCGGAGAGCGGUGGAGGCGGAUUUCCUGGGCCCGGCCGUCUGGCGCUACCAUGGCGUUUGGCAAGAGUCACCGGGAUCCCUACGCGACCUCCGUGGGCCACCUCAUAGAAAAGGCUACAUUUGCUGGAGUUCAGACUGAAGAUUGGGGCCAGUUCAUGCACAUCUGUGACAUAAUUAACACUACCCAGGAUGGGCCAAAAGAUGCAGUGAAAGCUUUGAAGAAAAGAAUUUCCAAAAACUACAAUCAUAAAGAAAUCCAACUUACCUUGUCACUUAUUGACAUGUGUGUGCAGAACUGUGGUCCAAGUUUCCAGUCUCUGAUUGUGAAGAAGGAAUUUGUUAAAGAGAAUUUAGUUAAGCUACUGAAUCCCAGAUACAACUUGCCAUUAGACAUUCAGAAUAGAAUCUUGAAUUUCAUUAAGACUUGUUCACAGGGCUUCCCAGGAGGUGUGGAUGUAAGCGAAGUCAAAGAAGUAUACCUCGACCUGGUUAAGAAAGGCGUUCAGUUUCCUCCCUCAGAAGCAGAGGCUGAAACAGCAAGACAAGAGACUGCUCAAAUCUCAUCAAAUCCUCCAACAUCUGUCCCUACUGCACCAGCGCUGUCUUCUGUAAUUGCUCCAAAGAACUCGACUAUUACCUUGGUCCCAGAACAGAUUGGAAAACUGCACAGUGAAUUGGAUAUGGUGAAAAUGAAUGUGCGAGUGAUGUCCGCCAUAUUGAUGGAGAAUACUCCCGGGUCUGAAAACCAUGAAGACAUAGAGCUUCUGCAGAAACUCUAUAAAACAGGUCGGGAGAUGCAGGAGAGGAUCAUGGACCUGCUUGUGGUGGUGGAGAAUGAAGAUGUAACUGUUGAGCUAAUUCAGGUGAAUGAGGAUUUGAAUAAUGCCAUCCUUGGAUAUGAGAGGUUUACUAGAAACCAACAAAGGAUUUUGGAGCAAAAUAAGAACCAGAAGGAAGCCACCAAUACUACCAGUGAGCCUUCUGCCCCAUCUCAAGAUCUCCUCGACCUAAGUCCCAGUCCCCGGAUGCCUAGGGCCACUCUGGGAGAACUCAACACCAUGAAUAAUCAACUUUCAGGCUUAAAUUUCAGCCUUCCAAGUUCUGAUGUAACAAACAACUUAAAACCCAGUCUUCAUCCACAGAUGGACUUGCUAGCCUUGGAGAAUACAGAGAUACCCCCGUUUGCCCAAAGGACCAGCCAAAACCUCACCUCAAGCCAUGCAUAUGAUAACUUUCUGGAACAUUCAAAUUCAGUGUUUCUACAGCCAGUUAGUCUACAAACCAUUGCAGCAGCACCAUCAAACCAGAGUCUGCCACCUUUGCCCAGCAAUCAUCCAGCGAUGACAAAAAGUGAUCUCCAGCCACCUAAUUACUACGAGGUAAUGGAGUUUGAUCCCUUAGCUCCUGCUGUCACUACAGAAGCUAUUUAUGAAGAAAUUGAUGCUCACCAGCAUAAAGGAGCUCAAAAUGAUGGUGACUGAGAAGAAAGUGGAUGAUCAGCUCACUACCACAUCAAAGGUGCCAACUCUCUAAAAGGUAGACUCUGUGCAGCUUUGAAGCCUGGAAGACAAUACCUACCAACAUGUCAAAGCCAUGGUGGCACAUUUCUGCUAUAAUGAAGAUUAAAUAGAAGAAUAACAGUUCCAGGAUAACACUGAUUCCUGACAACAGCGUGAGAUUUCAACAGAACUUGUUUGGAACAAAUACUCACAUAAAACUUCAGCAGAAGAAAAAUUACUUAGUCCUUAGGCCAACCAAUUUAACUGCAGUGUCAUAUGUUUCACAGGCCUUCCUACAUUUAGAAUUCGUCACACAGCUGUGAUAAGAGUAGAUUAUUUUACUACGAAAUAAUUCUGAAUAGAUGAAAGCAUAAAAUGUGAGAAACUGAAUGUAUUAUUCAGGAAGAAUACUGAGUGCCUUCAUUUAACUAAAGUUGAAUGUAAAAGUCAAUUUGCACUUCUUUAUAAUCCUCUGGUUUAGAAUUAUAGAUUGUUAAAACCUUGAUAAUUGUCAUUUAAUUAUAUUUCAGGUGUCCUGAACAGGUCACUAGACUCUACAUUGGGCAACCUUUAAAUAUGAUUCUUUGUAAUGCUAAAUAGACUUUUUUUCUCUUUUUACUGCAACUUAAUAUUUCUAUUUAGAACACAGAAAAUGAAAAUAUUUAGAAUAAGUUGUACAUUUGAUGACAAAUAAAUCACUAUUAAAAUAA